This is a messenger RNA of Cucurbita maxima (winter squash), 843 nucleotides long. RefSeq lists its product as uncharacterized. The record is from RefSeq and is a predicted model, not a curated record. The transcript has 2 exons. NCBI's taxonomy places the organism in Eukaryota, Viridiplantae, Streptophyta, Magnoliopsida, Cucurbitales, Cucurbitaceae. The coding region runs from base 181 to 732 and encodes 183 amino acids.
CUACUUAUUAAAAUUAAUAUUAUAGUUUAAACUUUUAAAUGUGCAAAAGAUGAAGGGUAUGAUAGUAAAUACGCCGCUCUAUAAAUUGGAUAUUUUCUCUUAUCGUCCGAGAAACCCAAUAAAUAGAGAGUGGAGUUGGAAGCUCAAGAUUCAUCCCCUUCUCUCUCUACUGUGACGAAAAUGGCGGCAACGACUCGAAGAUCAAAUGCAGCAGUUCUCCGCUCGCUCUCACCGUCGACCUCCAGUUUCUCCUCCAGAUCGGCCGCUUCCUUCUUCUGCAGAACGACUUCCCCGUCGCGUGCGAAGCUUCACGGUUCGCCUUCGGUUUCCGUGUCGUCCAUGCGGUUUUCUCUAGACCGUGCGAUUUCUCCGAACAGAUCCGUGUCUGUUUCUUCUCGCUGCGGUGGGAAGAAUCGAGUGGUGCAGAGGCAGAGCAGUUUGAAGAAGACGUGUAUGUGUUCUCCUACAACUCACCCUGGCUCGUUUCGGUGUAGUCUCCAUAAAGGUACUGUUUCGCAACCUCACGCAGCGUACUCUCCAAGUAGGUUGAAUGCUCGUAGAUCGGCAAUGACGAAUUCUCUGGUUAGAAUUGGAGGCGUUGAAGGCGAUCUUGUGAAGCGAGCUUUAGCGGCAUUGAUUCGGCCUUCAUCUCAUCAGCAACGACGCCGAGUUGAUUUCAAGGUAAAGAGUAGCCGGCUGUCGAUUAUGUCCAAGGCCGAAGAAACAUCAUAAUUUUUCGGUAUGGUGAAAUUGCAAACAAACUCUGAGGUUAGCAAUUGCCAAAUCUCUGAAGUUCGACUGAUCUUACGGUGCUAUCGUUUUCCCUCCGGAGACCAUUACUGG